Messenger RNA from Doryrhamphus excisus (bluestripe pipefish), 3646 nucleotides. RefSeq names its product SNF2 related chromatin remodeling ATPase 5 (gene smarca5). The record is from RefSeq and is a predicted model, not a curated record. Gene Ontology annotation, biological process: nucleosome organization. Lineage: Eukaryota; Metazoa; Chordata; Actinopteri; Syngnathiformes; Syngnathidae. Gene Ontology annotation, molecular function: ATP hydrolysis activity; nucleosome binding; ATP-dependent chromatin remodeler activity. Gene Ontology annotation, cellular component: chromatin; nucleus.
AAGGUAGCACGAGUAACUCUCGCGAUAGCACUGUUAACCUCACGCUGUGAGUACGCGGGGGAAAUACCGCUAGCAUCAACCGGUGCUGUGUCUUUCAUUAACACCCAACAGGAACAGUGCCAGACUUCGACAAUAAAGUUGUCAACAAUAUACAGAAGACUCAACAAGGGACCACCGUGGUAGACUAUAUUAAAACAAAGUGAAAAGGAAUCGUCUUAAAAAUGUCGGAAAGUCCAACCUGCGUGGAACAGCGGGAAGAGCAGACGGAACUUGAAGAUGCCGGGGGUGCGGAGGAGAAGUCUGAUUCUUCAGAUGCUGGAAAAGAAUCAUCUUCAGAUGCUGGACCUGAUGGCCAGGAUGCGUCGUCCUCCUCCUCGACCAAAACUAAAGUUUCUAUUCCAGGUUAUGAAGAGAAAGUGCAAACAGACCGGACCAAUAGAUUUGACUACCUGCUGAAGCAAACCGAGUUGUUUGCUCACUUCAUCCAACCGGCUGCACAGAAGACCCCCACGUCUCCGCUGAAGAUGAAGCCGGGGCGCCCUCGCAUCAAGAAAGACGAGAAGCAGAACCUGUUGUCUGCCGGAGACAACCGUCAUCGUCGCACAGAGCAAGAGGAGGACGAAGAACUGCUCAACGAGAGCACCAAGACCACAAACGUCUGCACUCGCUUCGACGAAUCACCCUCUUAUGUCAAAACAGGAAAAAUGAGGGACUAUCAGGUCCGCGGUCUGAAUUGGCUCAUCUCUUUAUACGAGAACGGCAUCAACGGCAUCCUCGCAGAUGAAAUGGGUCUGGGAAAGACACUCCAGACCAUUUCUCUGCUGGGCUACAUGAAGCACUACAGAAACAUCCCAGGGCCGCACAUGGUGCUGGUGCCCAAGUCCACCCUCUACAACUGGAUGAACGAGUUCAAGAGAUGGGUCCCGUCUCUACGUGCGGUCUGCCUCAUCGGAGACCGAGACGAGAGGACGGCUUUAAUCAGAGAUGUGUUGCUGCCCGGCGAGUGGGACGUGUGCGUGACGUCUUACGAGAUGCUCAUCAUCGAGAAGGCCGUGUUCAAGAAGUUCAACUGGAGAUACCUGGUCAUUGACGAAGCCCACAGGAUCAAAAAUGAAAAGUCAAAGUUGUCCGAGAUCGUGCGAGAGUUUAAGACCACCAAUCGUCUGCUGCUGACCGGAACGCCUCUGCAGAACAACCUGCACGAGCUGUGGGCUCUGCUCAACUUUUUGCUGCCCGAUGUCUUCAACUCCUCUGAGGACUUUGACUCCUGGUUUGACACCAACAACUGCUUGGGUGAUCAGAAGCUGGUGGAGCGUCUUCACACUGUGCUCCGACCUUUCUUGCUCCGGCGUAUAAAAGCCGACGUAGAGAAGACACUCCUCCCAAAAAAGGAGAUAAAGAUGUACGUGGGCCUCAGUAAAAUGCAGCGAGAAUGGUACACAAAAAUCCUCAUGAAGGACAUCGACAUCCUGAACUCGGCCGGCAAAAUGGACAAGAUGCGUCUGCUCAACGUUCUCAUGCAGCUGAGAAAGUGCUGCAACCACCCCUACCUGUUUGACGGCGCUGAGCCCGGCCCGCCCUACACCACCGACCUGCACCUGGUGGUCAACAGCGGCAAGAUGGUGGUGCUGGACAAACUGCUGCCCAAGAUGAAGGAGCAGGGCUCCCGCGUGCUCAUCUUCAGCCAAAUGACCAGGGUGCUGGACAUCUUGGAGGACUACUGCAUGUGGAGGAACUACGGCUACUGUCGUCUGGACGGUCAGACACCGCAUGAGGAGAGACAGAUCUCCAUCAAUGCGUACAACGAGCCCAACAGCAGUAAGUUCAUCUUCAUGCUGAGCACCAGAGCCGGCGGUCUCGGUAUCAACCUGGCCACCGCCGACGUCGUCAUUCUCUACGACUCGGACUGGAACCCCCAAGUGGACCUUCAGGCUAUGGAUCGAGCUCACAGGAUCGGUCAGCUGAAGCAGGUACGCGUCUUCCGCUUCAUCACGGAGAACACAGUAGAGGAGAGGAUUGUGGAGAGAGCGGAGAUGAAGCUGCGCUUGGACUCCAUCGUCAUCCAGCAAGGUCGCCUCGUGGACCCGAGUGCCAAUAAGCUGGGCAAAGACGAGAUGCUGUCCAUCAUCCGUCACGGCGCCACACACGUGUUUGCCUCCAAAGAGAGCGAGAUCACAGACGAUGACAUUGACGCCAUCCUGGAGAGGGGCGAGAGGAAGACAAUGGAGAUGAAGGAGAAGCUGUCCUCCCUGGGCGAGAGCUCUCUGAGAAACUUCACCAUGGACACAGAGAACAGCAGCGUCUACACCUUUGAGGGCGAAGACUACAGAGAGAAGAAGAAGGUCAUCACCAACUGGAUCGAGCCCCCCAAAAGAGAGAGGAAAGCCAACUACGCCGUGGACGCCUAUUUCAGAGAAGCCCUUAGAGUCAGUGAGCCCAAAGCCCCCAAGGCUCCUCGUCCACCCAAGCAGCCAAACGUACAAGACUUCCAGUUCUUCCCUCCACGUCUCUUUGAGCUCCUUGAGAAAGAAAUCCUCUUCUACAGAAAGACCAUCGGCUACAAGGUGCCCCGCAACCCCGACAUGCCCAACUCCGCCCAGGUCCAGAAGGAGGAGCAGGCCAAGAUCGAUGAAGCAGAAGCCCUGACCGAGGAGGAGCUGGAGGAGAAAGAGAACCUUUUGCAGCAGGGAUUUACCAUUUGGAACAAACGCGACUUCAACCAGUUCAUCAAAGCCAACGAAAAGUGGGGACGAGACGACAUCGAGAACAUCGCCAGGGAGGUGGAAGGCAAAACUCCAGAGGAAGUCAUGGAGUAUUCUGCUGUGUUCUGGGAACGCUGCAACGAGCUUCAGGACAUUGAGAAGAUCAUGGCUCAGAUAGAACGAGGAGAGGCACGAAUCCAGAGGAGGAUCAGCAUUAAGAAGGCAUUGGACUCUAAGAUCGGUCGCUACAAGGCGCCCUUCCACCAGUUGCGCAUCUCCUACGGAACCAACAAAGGAAAGAACUACACUGAGGAGGAGGACCGCUUCCUAAUCUGCAUGCUGCACAAGUUGGGAUUCGACAAGGAGAGCGUGUACGACGAGCUUCGCCAGUGCAUCCGUAACUCGCCGCAGUUCCGCUUCGACUGGUUCCUCAAGUCCAGGACCGCCAUGGAGCUCCAGAGGCGAUGCAACACGCUGAUCACACUUAUCGAGAGAGAGAACAUGGAGCUGGAGGAAAGAGAGAAGGCCGAGAAGAAGAAGAGGGGUCCAAAGACUGGCUCUGCCCAGAAACGUAAGCCUGAAGGCACCCCGGACGGUCGCGGACGCCGGAAAAAGCUGAAGUUGUGAAGCUUGACAGCUCAGUGUAUGUACAGCAUUACCUUCUCAUCAUCCGCCAAGCAGCAGAAAUACUGAGUAGUAGUAUUAGUGAGUGUUUGAAAGCUUUACUGGUGUCAAACAUCCUAUUUAGACUUGAUUGGCGUGUGAUUAGCUUCUAGCAAGCUCUCCGUUGUUGUCAUUUAAUGAAACACCGCAGAUGUGCUGGUUUUGUCUUCUGUCAUUUUUUUUUUUUAUUAGUACUUAAUGGAAAUAAAUGUAUUUAUGCCUGUCGGUUGUACCACAUUCCAAUUUUUGUUUUUAGAGAUGUCUUUUUGCCUGAAAUAAAG